Anarrhichthys ocellatus (wolf-eel) is the source of this 879-nucleotide messenger RNA. RefSeq lists its product as uncharacterized. Gene Ontology annotation, cellular component: membrane. Lineage: Eukaryota; Metazoa; Chordata; Actinopteri; Perciformes; Anarhichadidae. Gene Ontology annotation, biological process: regulation of cell differentiation. Bases 1 to 879 code for a protein of 292 amino acids. The transcript has 5 exons. The record is from RefSeq and is a predicted model, not a curated record.
AUGAGCGCGGCAGGCAUCCAUCGGGGCUUCCUCAGGAAAUACGGGGGCUUCAUGUUUAAGCAGUGGAAGGAGAAGUACCUCGUGCUGACCCUGGAGGGGAGCCUGCUGGUGUGCCGCGACGCAGAGUCCCCCCCGGACCAGGUGGUCGCACUGCAGACCAACUGCGAGUCCAUCGCAGAGGGCCGGGAAAUCCUCGACCUGCCCAGGUUGCCUCCAGGGGGCAGGAGGGACUGCUGCUUCGCCCUCAUCCUGCCGCAGAACAAGUUCCUGCUGCUUCUCACUGAAAACCCAGAGGUCUGCAAUCUGUGGCUGAAUUUGAUCAGGAAAGUGAGAGAGGGCGUCAUGUCACCCCUGACCCUGCAGAGACAGCGCAGCAUCACCCCCUGCAUCACCGACAGAGACCCGCUGCCCGACUCCUCCAGCGACAAAGACCCUGGGUCGCCCAAGGUCAGCGAGGGCACCCCUCCUCUGUCUCGAGUCACGGAGCGGGGAGGCUCCUUCAAAGACGGAGGCCAAAGUCAAGUGGGUGGACCCCGGCGGCCCCUGCGCAGCGUCUCCGGGGCCCCCCCUCACCGCGCGUCGGAUUGCCUUCGCCACGGCAACAGCAGCGACGCCCGGGCGGUGAGGGCGGUGUGCCUGCUGAUGGGAGGGGCGGCGGCCUCCUCCGCCCUGGGCUACCUCAACUCCUGCUCCCCGUCCUCCCCCUUCGCCAGCAGAGCCCCGGAGAUCGCCCACGGCGCGGGGGGCUUCUCCGAGCUCCCCGCGGGAGGCUCCUUCCACGCCUGCAGCCAGGACGUCGACUCCCCCCACUUCAACAGCUUCGACUUCGAGGGGGACUCCGACUUUGAUGCAUUUGACUGUGGAGGAUUUGCUUUUUAG